Molecule: messenger RNA, 1037 nt
Organism: Pelmatolapia mariae (spotted tilapia)
Lineage: Eukaryota; Metazoa; Chordata; Actinopteri; Cichliformes; Cichlidae
Product: mitochondrial import inner membrane translocase subunit Tim9-like
Exons: 4
Coding region: 247-516 (89 amino acids)
Source: RefSeq, a predicted model, not a curated record
GUGCGCAUGCGUCCUUCAGUCCGUCACUCGGAGGUUCCCCUCAGGCAGCUCGGAGCUCAGGUGGAAUAAAAACUGUCUUCCUGCUGCUGUAAAGGGGAACUGAGCGCUGCUGCUCGGGAGGCUGAAGAGGAACAUCUCCAGGAGAACAGAGAAACCCUCAUCACAGGGCGGGAACACGGCGCUAACCGGGCUAGCCGUUAGCAGCAGCAGUGCGUUUAAACGUGCUGUUUUAUCAGAGUCCGAAUCAUGGCGGUCCAGGUGUCCGAGUCCGACCAGAUCAAACAGUUUAAGGAGUUUCUGGGGACGUACAACAAGGUGACGGAGAACUGCUUCAUGGACUGCGUCCGAGACUUCACCACGAGAGACGUGAAGCCCGAGGAGUCGAGCUGCUCCGAGUCGUGCCUGCAGAAGUAUCUGAAGAUGACUCAGAGGAUCUCCAUGCGUUUCCAGGAGUAUCACAUCCAGCAGAACGAGGCUCUGGCGGCUAAAGCUGGCCUGCUGGGACAGUCGCGCUGACCCUGAACCUGGGCCGGGCCGUGCUGGUCCCGGUCCAGCAGAUCCUCCGGCGCUGUAAAAACAGACUCUGAAGCUCCGCCCCCUCAGAUUCUAUCCGCAGGGUGAAGGAAUUAGUCGGCUGUUCUGUGCAUCAUGGGAAAUGUAGUUUCAGAUUCUUUAUUAACAUGCAGAAUAUUCCUUUAAUGUGCAGAUUUGUCUUUUUAUUGAACACAACGACCGACCGAUGUGGUGAUGAUGAUGAUGAUGAGCUGACCUCAUUUUUCAUGUUUGGAAAUAAAAAUAAUCCGACAUCAGGAAUGUGUGGAUGUUUUCAUCCCUGUUAGGAAGUGCGUUACUGCAUCCAGCCUCACUCUGGCUCUGCUGCAGAUCACACAGAGUCCUGAGAAACGUUCAUUUUCUUUUUGUUUACUGUAUUUUUAACAACAUGCAAAAGUAACAAAGUUACUCAGUUACUUUUAAAGUGUUUUUCCUGCAUUUUACAUGAAAUGUACUUUGUCUUGCAUCAUGAUUCAGAUCAUUAC